AUGACCUCACCAUUGGAUGAAUAUCGUAAAAAGGCUACAAUCAACUCUCAAGAGCUGAGAGAUGUAGUGGAAGGUGAGGAUAAUGUGAAAAUCAAGGAUCAAAUCUACGAAGCGUUCAGAAAGGACCCCCUAUUUGCUCGUAACUACGAUCGACCAUCGCUCGAACAGCUCAGGGAAUUGAACCAUCGGCGCUGGAAACGAAUUGUCGAGCUGAAACUACCACUCGAUCAAUACAGUGACUCCCAAGGCUACCAAUGCCUUAUGGAAGUACUCGAAACAUACGACCAAGGCUUGUCAGCCCGUCUAGCUCUGCACUCUUCGGUAUUUGGCAUGGCGGUGGCAUCAAUGGGUACUAAGCGACAUGACGAUAUCUUGGAAAAAACCAGAAGGAAUGAGAUAGUUGGCUGCUUCUGCCUCACCGAGCUCGGUCACGGAUCUAAUACUCAAGAAAUCCAAACCACAGCAACCUUUGACAGUGGCGAAUUCGUUUUCAACUGCCCGUCCGAGCAGGCUAUCAAGUGCUGGGCUGGGAACUUAUCUCAUUCUGCAACACAUGCAGUCGUAUUCGCUCAACUCUAUAUCCAAGGCAAAUGUGAAGGAGUUCAUGCUUUUGUAUUGCAAGUCAGAGAUCCAUUGACGUUCGAGCCUCUUCCCGGGAUUACCAUUGGUGAUAUGGGCGAGAAACCCGGAGCAUGGAAUGGAGUCGAGAAUGGCUGGAUGGAGUUCAAGAAUCAUCGCGCUCCAGUGUGGACUCUACUGAAUAAGGGAUGUGAAGUAACAGCCACCGGUAAAUACGUAUCCAGUUAUAAGACGUCUGCUGAGCGACAAUCUGUCAGUUUGGGAGCUUUGUCGAUUGGGAGGAUUGGCAUCAUCGGUAAAGGUGUCAUAGCAAGUGGACUGGCUGCAACUAUUGCCAUUCGUUACAGUGCUUGUCGUCGUCAGUUUGGAGAAACUAAAGGAGAUGAGCUCCCAGUCAUCGAGUAUCCUCUUCAGCAACAUCGCCUAUUUCCCUACUUGGCUGGACAUUUUGCCAUUCGGUUAUUUCAUAAAAAGCUUAUGGAGCACUUCACGAACUACAUCAUACGCAUGAUGCAAAACGAGAAGUCUGACGAGCUGAUGGAAUUCUCCAAAGAGAUUCAUGCCCUCUCAGCAGCUGCAAAACCCGUGUCGACAUGGUUUGGUGUUGAAGCACUUGGUGAAGCACGACGAGCAUGUGGAGGACAUGGUUUUCUACACAGUUCACGACUGAACGAACUACGUGACAGCUUUGAUCCAUCCCAGACGUUUGAAGGAGAGAACUAUAUGAUACUACAACAAACUAGUAACAUUUUGCUUCAAAAGGUAGGCUCUAUCCUAACUCGUCGAGAAAUUGUUUAUUUACUUAACUCAAAGAUUUAUAUAAUAGAUGCGUAUAAAUGGCUGAUCCAUUACUAUGUCAAGCAAACUGCAAGCGAUCUUGCUGUCGAGAUCGACAACAGGAAGAAUUGCCCAUUUUCUGCUCGCAAUAACGUUCAGGUACACAGAGCUCAACAGCUUUCCAUUGCCUACGCUGAAUUAACGAUCAUCGAUUGGAGUCGACAAUUUGUCGAUGAGGUAGAACAACUCCCAAUCAAAAAAGUGCUCUACCGUCUGGUUGCACUGUAUAGCUUGUUUUCUGUUGAGAAACAUUUAGCCACUUGCUACAUGGGUGGCUACUGCACAGGAUCAACAUUUGGAGAAACUAUUCGAUUAAGCAUUCGACGACUUGAGAAGGAAAUCUAUCCGGACGCCGUUGCUUUGGUAGAUGCUAUAGCGCCACCAGAUUUUGUACUGAAUUCGGCACUAGGCUCCAGUGACGGAAGGCCCUACGAUCAUCUAAUGCGUGAGUUCCGGAAGCAUACGAAUCCUCGACCAAGCUGGUGGAAAGACCUGAGCAGUUUCCUCGAGAAAAAUAAAUCGAUAUCGAGUAAACUCUAA
Molecule: messenger RNA, 1956 nt
Organism: Haemonchus placei
Lineage: Eukaryota; Metazoa; Nematoda; Chromadorea; Rhabditida; Trichostrongylidae
Source: the annotation of a GenBank genome assembly